Messenger RNA from Rotaria sp. Silwood2, 555 nucleotides. The record is from the annotation of a GenBank genome assembly. NCBI's taxonomy places the organism in Eukaryota, Metazoa, Rotifera, Eurotatoria, Philodinida, Philodinidae.
AUGAAAUUACUUUUGUUGUAUUUGUUAUUUUGUUAUAUCAAUGUUAAUCAUGGUGAUUUGGCUUAUACUACUGUGGUGACAUUUGGUGAUUCAUUAAGUGAUACUGGCAAUGGUUAUCGAAUUUCACAGCAUACUUGGCCACCCUUACCUCCCUUUAAUAAAAAUGGAAGUUAUACAGAUAACCUUACUUGGAAUCAAAUACUAACACAAAAACUUUUAAAUGGAGCUACUCUACAAGAUUUUGCCUAUGGUUUUGCAACAAUCGAUAGUGAAUUAGUUCAAGGAAAGAUGGGUUCCCAUGCCAAUAUAAAUGGUAAUUAUUCAAUUCGAAAUAGUACAAAACCACCAGGUGUUCGACAACAAAUAAAUGAUUAUAUUAACUCGACAAUUAACAAAACUGUUGAUUUUGAUCGAACGCUUUAUGUCAUUUCGAUUGGAUCAAAUGAUUAUUAUUAUGAUCAGGCAUUAACAACAUUCAAAACCGUUCAGAGUAUUAUUGAAUGUAUAAAUAUAUUAAUAUUAUUUGGUAUAAGAAAUCUACUUGUUAUUAAUUAA